Meloidogyne enterolobii is the source of this 837-nucleotide messenger RNA. Lineage: Eukaryota; Metazoa; Nematoda; Chromadorea; Rhabditida; Meloidogynidae. The record is from the annotation of a GenBank genome assembly.
AUGUUACGUUCAUCGUUAAAUCUUAUUAAAAAUUUCAACAAAAUUGAAGCAACUUCAUUUUACCAUCAAAACGUAUUAGAUCAUUAUAAAAACCCAAAAAAUGUUGGCUCUUUGGACAAAAAUGACCCUACAAUAGGCACCGGAUUGGUAGGUGCCCCUGCUUGCGGGGAUGUUAUGAAAUUGCAGAUAAAGGUUGAUGAGAAUGGAAAAAUUGUCGAUGCCAAAUUCAAAACUUUUGGUUGUGGAUCAGCAAUUGCAAGUUCUUCUCUGGCUACCGAAAUGAUAAAGGGACAACAUUUGGAUUUUGCUGCAAAAAUAAAGAAUCAACAAAUUGCUAAAGAACUUUCUCUUCCACCUGUCAAAUUACAUUGCAGCAUGUUGGCGGCGGACGCUAUAUCAGCUGCCGUUAAUGAUUACAAAAAGAAGCAAGAAGCGAUUAAAAAAUGAAUUUUGAGGUAUUUGAUAUUUAGUCAAAAAUUUUUUUAAAUAAAAUUAUUUGAUUUUUUGCUAUUUUUUUUUUGCAAAAAUUUGUUCUGGUGUCUAAUUUUAUUUUUAGAAUUUUAUUUUGAAAAAAUAAACAUUUUAAAAUUAUUUUUGGAAAAAUUUUUAUUUUUGCUUUCUCGAAGUUCUUCAAUUCCAAAAAAAUGAAAAUUUUGGUUUUUUGGUCUUGUUGACUCAAACUAGGUUAGUCAAAGGGUUCUGAGUUUCAUUUAUUAAUGUGGAUGUCAAUAAGUUUUGUUGUUGUUGUGUUAGUGCUUGGAAUUGUGUUGGAACUGUGAAAAUGAGUGAAUAUAUUAGAAUGUUAGUCUUAAAAAAUAAAUUUAAUUCAAAAUUUUU